GGGUUUUGAAUUCACCACGCCCAAAUCGGUAGGCGAAGAAAAUGGAAGGAUGGGAUCCGAACACGAAGUCGACGUUAACGCGAAUUCCGCUUCUGACGACAAAGGCGGGUCCAAGAGACGGCGCGGCGUGGACGCAGAGGCUGAAAGAAGAGUACAAGUCUCUGAUUGCGUAUACCCAAAUGAACAAGUCGAACGAUAAUGACUGGUUUCGUAUCUCUGCUUCCAAUCCUGAAGGAACGCGUUGGACUGGCAAGUGUUGGUAUGUUCACAAUCUUCUCAAAUACGAAUUCGAUCUCCAGUUCGAUAUCCCUAUCACCUACCCAGCCACUGCUCCUGAGCUUGAGCUGCCUGAGAUUGACGGCAAGACCCAGAAGAUGUAUCGAGGUGGGAAGAUAUGUUUGACUGUGCAUUUCAAGCCGCUCUGGGCCAAAAACUGUCCUCGGUUUGGUAUAGCACAUGCACUUUGUUUGGGGCUCGCUCCAUGGCUAGCUGCAGAGAUUCCAAUUCUUGUGGACUCCGGCGCUAUUAAGCACAAAGAUGACGCAGCCACAUCUGCGGAAUCUUAAAUCUAUGUAACCUUUCUAUCAAUCUCAGAAAUGUUGAGGUGUUUAUCAGUAAUAGCUGAACUCAGAAAUGACUGAGGUGGAUGCGUCUACCCUAUAAAAACACUUACAUGAAACCCAAUAAAGAUUUAAGCUAUUG
This is a messenger RNA of Arabidopsis arenosa, 702 nucleotides long. The record is from the annotation of a GenBank genome assembly. NCBI's taxonomy places the organism in Eukaryota, Viridiplantae, Streptophyta, Magnoliopsida, Brassicales, Brassicaceae.